CACAUAAUUUUUAGUUUAUAGGAUAUCUGGCAACUUCAUUCGUCUGCAACGUGUGUUACAUCAGAAAUCCAGUUUUGUUGAUUGUUGUUUAAAAUUCGAUCUGCGAAACCUGCAGUUGAUAGACUCGUAAAAUGACAAGUGAAAUUACGAACAAUACCGAUUUGUUAAGUUUACAAGAGCUAUAUACAUCUGAAAAAUUUGGCCAUGAUGAAAAAGGUGAUGGAUCAGAAAAUAAUCCAUUUAAAACUGUUCUUCAGGCACUAAGGUGUGCAGGAAAAGAACCAUUUCCUACCAUUUAUGUUGAUGGUAAAAGUGAUGAUAAGCAGUGGGAUAUUGUUUCUCAAUCUCAGUUAAAAAAAGUCAGAAAGAUAUGGAUUCGUGAACAUCAUAAAAAUGCAGAAAAGGCAAAAAAAGAUGCAGAAGAUAUUGAAAGAAGAGAAAAGAACUUAGAAGAAGCUAAGCAAAUAAUGAUUAAAGAAGAUAAGAAUCUACCAGAAGCAAUUCAAGUGAAAAUAAGAGAUACUGCAAAUUUUCGUAAUAAAAGGAUUAAAGUUUAUGGAUGGGUUCAUCGUUUAAGAAGACAAGGAAAAGUUUUAAUGUUUGUCACACUUCGAGAUGGCACAGGCUUCCUUCAAUGUGUUUUGUCAGAUCUUUUGUGUCAAACGUAUGAUGCAUUAUUACUUUCAACAGAAAGUUCAGUUUGCAUGUAUGGUACUUUGAAAGAAGUUCCCCCUGGAAAAAUGGUAAGUCUUUCUUACUUUUUAAGUCAUAUUUACAUGAAACAAAGCAUCUUACAAAUAUUGCAAAUUUUUAUUCUAAUUAUUCAAUAUAACAUGUUUUAAAUUGUAGUUACAAAU
This is a messenger RNA of Centruroides sculpturatus (bark scorpion), 857 nucleotides long. RefSeq names its product asparagine--tRNA ligase, cytoplasmic-like. Gene Ontology annotation, cellular component: cytoplasm. Gene Ontology annotation, molecular function: nucleic acid binding; asparagine-tRNA ligase activity. The coding region runs from base 132 to 842 and encodes 236 amino acids. Gene Ontology annotation, biological process: asparaginyl-tRNA aminoacylation. Lineage: Eukaryota; Metazoa; Arthropoda; Arachnida; Scorpiones; Buthidae. The transcript is spliced from 7 exons. The record is from RefSeq and is a predicted model, not a curated record.